UCAGUCGCGAAUGGAUCGCCCGCUUAAGGUUCGUCGUCGCUCGAAACGUUGUUGCUAGUAAUUUAAAUCACACACACCGAAAGAGAGGUUCGCGAAAUGCCUGCUGAUGGCGACGUCGAGAUCGGAGGUCGACCGACGGCCCCGGAAAGAACAGUAGCAACGGUUCCGGAAAUCACCUUAGACUCGGUCGAAGAACCAAAUCGAGCCAGCCUAUAUCCUGCCUUGGAACUAGAGGAUGAAAAGAUUACGAAUAGCUCGAGUGUGGUUCACGCGACCACUUCUGCCGACGACGAUAACGCUGCAUCGACCCCAGAUGCCUUCGCUGGUAGUCACACUCCUACGGUGUCGUUUCGAAAGCGGCCAGUUUCCUUUGGGGCCAACUCCAAAGCUCCGGUGAUACAGCGGGCUGUUUCCCAUCCUGCCUCUAUUGGCGGUCACUCGAUGCGAUCUCAUGGGUCAACAUCUGCAGCAGAUCACAUGAUACCUCCUCCCUCGACACCGGAGGAGAAGUCUAAGUUUACCCGUCGCUAUCUGGCGGUAGUGACGGCCAUUAGCUACACACUGUUUCUUAUAGUGUUCGCCCUAAUCGUCUUCAUAACAGAUGCUGUUGAAAACAACGCACGCUAUCCGCUGGCGGAGGUGUUCGGAUUGUACAUGGUUUCCGUUGGGAUGGUGUAUUUUGUGUUUUUGUACAUUGAUAUCCGGAUGCACAUAAGGCGGACCAAGAGGGCUCUUGCAGAGCUUGAACGACGACAGCAAUCCUAUGACGACAUGAUGUCUAGGACGGCCGCACAGUUCAACAACGGACCACUGGCUUUGAAUCCUAAUGCUCCUCAGAAAAAUGUUGCCCACGAUUGGGACCUACCGAAACUGGAGCCCAUUCCACACAAUUAUUGCUUUGUGAGCGGAAGACACGGAGAGUUCAUUUACUUGAAAUUGGGUGCCACCUGGUUUUGCUUCGGAUUGCUGAUUCACUCGAUUCUGUUGCUCUCCUAUCAGGGAAUUCUCAUGAACAGUACCGACGGAAAGUGGUCGGAAUGUGCUUCGAAUUCUAUUAUCGCACUGGAAGUAUUGUUUCUGUGCUAUUGUCUAUUUUUGGUGUUCUUUUUUUGGAAGUACGCCAAUGUUGUCAUCAACCAUUACCGGGGGUUGGCACGAUUCGGAAUGAUGCACGCAAUUGGAACCGCCCUUGCUUUUUGGAUUUUCACCAUCGUCCGUGAGACUCAUCUAGCGAUUCGAUUGAAAGAGGCUUCGUCUAAUUCUGGCAAAGUCGGAGGCGAUGAUAUCGAUCCCGUUGGUUUAGCAUUACUAAUUUGUCCCGGACCGGAGGAUCUUAACACUGUUCUGACCACGUUCUCACCGUAUCUGUACCCGUUCGUCAUCGAGUUUAACAUUCUGAUUGUUGGACUGCUGUACAUGAUAUAUGCGAAUAUUAAUCGCUGUCCGAAGAAACUGUCUGUGAAAGGACAUGCCGGACACGGUGGCUCAAUAGAUGGCCAUGCUGAUAGUGACAGUGUUUGUUCCGACGUUCAAGAUAGGCCACCCGAGCAUGAGAUUGUGGUGAAGGAACGAAUGAUCGUUUAUGGAGAUUGUCAUGCCGCAAGCCGCGGUCUAUUUGCUGGACUCAUACUGGUAGUGAUUACUGUCGUCAUCAUUAUCCUAUUUCAUAUCGCAGCCAGAGAUGAUGAUUAUCGUGACGUCGGAAUACUGAUAGACUCCAUCUACGAAAUUACGAUGCUUGCAGUCAUGACCAUCGCGGUGAUUCUGGGCUACUUUCAAACCACCAAAUUGGACAUUAACCAGCAUCCGAUUUCACGGCUAGACGACGUGCUACUUUUUAUCGCUAUUCCGGCUUUCUUUUCCGAGACCUUUUUCAGUAUGAUACCUGCGUUCGAGAACCAAUCCAUCCUGAAUGGGUUCAUUAUUUUCACACAGUUGCUGCAAAUACUGAUACAAACUCCCUGGAUCAUUGACGGCUUACGACGGUGCUCCAAUUCACUGGAACUACAAAAGCAUAAACCAGGACGAGAACUGGUAACCUUUUUAACCAUUGCCAAUGUAGCGAAUUGGCUAUACCUGUCAUUUUCGGUCAAAACGGGUGACUUCGGCGACGAGAGAUAUACAUUCUAUGGAGACGUGUUGUGGUCUAUUUUGAACCACUUAUCGUUACCCCUCAUCAUGUUCUACCGCUUCCAUGCGUCCGUUUGCUUGGUGGAUAUUUGGAGACACUCGUAUGAGCCUGGAGAGUUUGCCCACUGAUUUCGGCCUGGUGUACAAGAUUAGCGAAGCAACCACUACUCAGGGUGCUCGAAUGAUAUUAGUAUUUCAGCUGGAUAGAAGUAAAUAGGGGCGGAUAAAAUAAGCUAAACGUUACUGAUAAGGUGACCAUCUUCGUGCCUAUGUACUGAUAAAUGUAAGUGAUUCAGCAUGUGAUACGCUAGCAGACAAUAACCAUAAGGUAAAUCAAUAUCCAUCGCCUGGUGCCGAAUGAGUUGAUAUAGGAAUUACGUCAAAUUCACUUGGCGCUACCACGGGCGGCGGGAAUCGGAUUGUGAUUUAUGCUGAGUGGAUUACCUAUUUCCGUAGUAUAAUACGAGUUCAGUAGGUGGCACUUCUGAAAUAAAUAACUUGUUUACCGAA
Messenger RNA from Wyeomyia smithii (pitcher-plant mosquito), 2640 nucleotides. Its product is annotated as proton channel OtopLc-like. Lineage: Eukaryota; Metazoa; Arthropoda; Insecta; Diptera; Culicidae. The record is from RefSeq and is a predicted model, not a curated record. The transcript is spliced from 4 exons. The coding region runs from base 97 to 2259 and encodes 720 amino acids. Gene Ontology annotation, biological process: proton transmembrane transport. Gene Ontology annotation, cellular component: membrane. Gene Ontology annotation, molecular function: proton channel activity.